UGGAGAGUAACACACAGUGAAACCCGGUGUGUUUUUGGCUGACGUUUAGAAGCGAGGGCCUGCCUGCAUCCUCCCAGCUGCCCCGCCUGUUUUGGUACCCUAUAUUCUACAGCGAUAAGGGUGGCCGCUAUAUAAGGGUUGGGAUGCUGCUGACAGAGAUGAUGACUGACGGGAACCCCACGGUGGUGCUGGACCACGGCACCGCCUCCAUCAAGGCCGGGCUGGCCGGGCAGUUCAAACCGCAUGUGUUCUUACCCACACUGGUCGGCAGACCCGCCUUCCCGCAGCAUCAGUCCAUAGGCGUGUGCUGCGGAGAAAAGGCACUGAAGAACUGGCGGGAACUGAAGAUAACCUACCCCAUCGUGGAGGGUACCAUCACUGACUGGGACGACAUGGAGGUGAUUUGGAACCACAUUUUUCACGAGGAACUUAAGAUCCAGCCGGACGAACACGCGUACCUGCUCACGGAGAGGCCGAGGAACCCGCGACAGGCCAGGGAGAAGACAGCGGAGAUCUUUUUUGAGAAGUUCAGUGCCCAGGCGGUUUACCUGGCGAUAGAGUCUGUCCUGUCGCUGUACACGAGCGGCCGCACGGUGGGGAUGGUGCUGAACUGCGGGGAGGGCGCCUCGCACGCCGUACCCGUGUAUGAGGGGUACGCUCUGCCGCUGUCAUGGAAGAGAGUCAGCGUAGCUGGCACCCAUCUCACGGACUAUCUUAUAACGUUGUUGGAGAAGAAAGGACAUUCUUUCAAGUCCCCAGUUGAGCGGGAGAUAGCAGGGAGGAUUAAAGAAGAGAUGUGUUACGUCGCUAUGGAUGUACAACAGGAGGCGGAGGCUGCUCCCACCAACUGGCUCUUACCACAGAAGUACGUCCUCCCGAACGGGGACACCAUCAAAGUAGACCACGAGAGAUACCAGGUUCCCGAGCCGCUAUUCCAUCCUCCCAUUUUAGAUAUCAUGGAUGAAGGUCUCCCCGAGGCUGUGGUGACGUGUGCAAAGCGCUGUGACGUAGACAUCCGGGACACUUUCUAUAAGAACGUGGUUCUGACGGGAGGAGGGUCCCAGUUCCCUGGCAUGGCGGCCAGGAUGCAGAGCGAGCUGGAAGCCAUAACACCAUCGAACACCAAGAUCCGGGUUCUUGACCCCAAGUACAGAGGUCACGCUGUCUGGCUGGGCGGUUCCAUCAUGGGGUCCCUGUCGACCUUCAAGUCGAUCUGCGUCGACAGGCAACAGUACAAGGAGUAUGGGCCGGAAAUCAUCCACCAAAAGUGCUUUUAAACAACAGCUCUUUCACGAAUUCCACUUGACAUUUACUAUUUUUCUGGCUAGAACAUGGAAAAAUGCAAAUCAGGCUAAUUUCGAAAUCUCUGAAGUGUUCAAAAUAUUUGAUAUUUUGUCAGAAAUAGUUUAGAGCACACACGGUGUAAUUGCCGGGGAAUAUAUUGUUAGGAGUAGGGUUGUCAAAAAAGGGAAAAGGAGACGCAAGUGGCCGGCAUAUUAGAAUGGAGAAAACAGGAAGUGUGAACGAUUGAACAGGUGCUCUGUGAAACUAGGCCAUGUGCCACUGGUAGGUGAGAGGUUGGUGACAUAUGGAGGAUGCAGCAAGGACACGGGAAAUAUCUCCUAUUCAUGCAGCUGGCUUAAUUGGAAGGUCCAACCCUCUUGGACGAUAAAACCGUAGCAGAGAUAAAUAUCACAUUUAGUUCUGGGGAACGUGUCACGCAGUGUUAAUAUUGUAUUUACCAACAUGGAUGCGUAUGAUGAAGUGCAUGCUAUAGUCGCACAAAAUAUUUAUUUUCGGUGCCGCAAGGUUUUCACAGGGGUCUUUUCUAACUAUAUAACGCAAAUCUAUGUUAUUCUGUCUAGGAUAAUAACUAUUUUCUAUGAAGAAUCGCGCAUACGAUUGCCUGCAGAUUCCAUGGCCAGUGCCUUUCUUUAAUCUGCAAUUCCAAACGAUUCCGCAAGGAGGUAACCUCUUGCCUCGCAUUAGCCCCAACUACUGUCUGAAAGACUGCAUUUACGUAUAGCGUGCUUUGUUUGUAAAUCUUAGGAGAUAUAAGGAGACAACAGAAAGGUCUAUGUAAAUUAGCUUGGGUACGUUUUAUACGCGUUUAAGCAUAACGGACAGCAGGCACAGGAAAGCAUGCUGGGACUAGGAGUCAGGCAACAAUUAGAAACAAAUGAAUUCUAGCUUUGUACAUAAUGUUUAGCCCACCAGUAAGUUGAAUAAUGAUCCUACGGAAAGGUGCACAGUUUCUUCUCGACAAGAGUACAAUCGUGACUCAAAAAAUUAGCAAGUCUAGCUUAAGAGGUAUUUGGUGUAAUCUUAUAUAUUAAGAACUUUAUUUGCAGCGUACGUUUUGGUGCUAUUCAUCUUCCUCACUUUAUGUAACUGGGGUAUGUGAUAAAAUGGGGGGGGGCUGUGAAAUAUAAUACAAUCAUUGUUUAUACUUGAUAAUUUUAAAGAUAGUAGCUGUUAUUAUAGAAUAAACAUCACUGUUG
Molecule: messenger RNA, 2501 nt
Organism: Branchiostoma belcheri (Belcher's lancelet)
Lineage: Eukaryota; Metazoa; Chordata; Leptocardii; Amphioxiformes; Branchiostomatidae
Product: actin-3-like
Exons: 8
Coding region: 144-1277 (377 amino acids)
Source: RefSeq, a predicted model, not a curated record